GGCGCCUGCGCCGGGGAUUUGCGCGUCUUUUCCUCUCAUGCGCGGUAUUUGCUUUCCGAGCGAGGCCCGGGGUUUGGCCUAGAGCCGGUGGUGCGGCGGCGGCGCGAUAAAAAAGCGGGCGGCCUCUUCCCCAUUGCGGAUUCUGGGAGCAGCAGCAGCAGCAGCAGCCCCCUCUCCCACCCCCACCCUCCAGCUGGCGGUUUAGGAUGGCGGAAGACUCGCCCAAGCGGCGCAAGGCCAAUUUCAACGAGGCGGAGACGGAGGUGCUGAUCGAGCAAGUGUUGAAACACGAGCAGGUGCUGUUCGCGGCCGGGCCUGGCCGGGCCUCCCCGGGUCAGAAGCGCAAAGUCUGGGAGCUCAUCCGGCACAAAGUGAACCCGGUGGCCGCUUGCCCUCGCGAGGUGGAGGACCUCAAAAAGCGCUGGCGGGACCUGAAGCGCCGCGAUCGGAGCAAACUCUGCCGCGUCACCCACGGCGCCGGCGGGGUUGCCCCCCACCCGGCCUCGUUCGGCCUCCUGAUGGGCAACGAGGACGCCUCGCCUCCCGACCACCUCCGAUCCUAUACCUCGGGGCUAGCUGCCCCCAACGAGCCUGUGCCCAUCGUCGGGGGCAUCGACACCCUGGACCUGCCCAGAGCCUCCUCCGUGUCGGAUCUGGGAAAUAUUGCUAGGUUGGAACAGAGUUCAGCGUCUCUUGGAUUUACAGAUGAUCCUGGUCCAUCCCAACAAUCGUGUGUGGAGAAAAUAAAUCUAAAAGAAGAAAUAGUGGUGAAAGUAGUGGAACCAGAAGAAAGCUCAGAAGAUAUGGCAGUUGUUCCUCCUAGCCAGGAACAUCUCCCUUUUUUGGGGAUAUCGAAUGGAGGACCUUGUGGAAAAGUAAAAGCCAAAACGAAAACUCAACCCCAGACAGACUCUAAUGAAAUUACAGAAGAAGAUCUCUUACAGAUCCAACGGAAUCAACUGCAUAUCAUUCAGUCUGGGUUUGAUAGCAUCAAUCAUAAUCUUCGGUUGCUACACCAAGGAAUGCAAGAUCUCAACAACAGCCUCAGUGUCAUGACACAUACGUUAGUUGCUAUAAAAAAUGUCUAUGUGAAAAACAAUGCUGGUCCAACUACCUUUUCUACUGUCACUACCCAGACCACCGCAGGAUACCUGAGCCCUGGGUCCCCUUUAGUCGAGGACAGAGUUAGGGUACCGGUGGCUGGGAGUAGCAGCAGAAGCAGCAGCUGCAGCUCCAGCUCUACGUCACAAGAACCAGGCCCUUCAGAAUUUCCUCGGCCUCCGCACAGACCUAUUAAGAAGGAGCAUUCAAAUGGCUGUUACUAUUUCUGUUUUGCAGAUGUGUAAGACUUGAAUACAUGUAAAGCAACUGUGACAUUUGAAUAGCUAUUCUGUACCCUGCUCCGGCACUGCAUCAUGGCUAGCAGAUUUCUCUGGCUAUUUGUUUCUGAUAAUGCUAAAUGUAUGAGAUCUCCAGUAUUCCUAUGUGCAGAAAGCCUGUAUCAUAAGAGGAACAACACUAGCUACAAAUUGAUUCAACUGACUGUGAGGGGCAAUAUAGCAAUAUUUAAUAUUAAAUAAAGGAAAAAUUUUAAAGCUCAGUUCUGUAGGUACAUGUUUACUCAGAAAUAGGUCCUGCUGUACCUGGUCUGGUUAACCUCCAAGUAAGAGUGGCUAGGAUUUACCUGGCUGAUGUCUCAUAUAUCAACUUACUUAGAGGGAAUAAACCCUGACAUCUUGCUAUUUCUAAUGUUGAGUUUAAAACAAAAGAAGAAUGAAGAGAUAGCAGCAACUUUAUUUUUUCUGGUCUAAACAUGUCAUAUAAGACACCUUUUUUUAAUGAUCCAAAUGGUGAAUUGGUUAAAAAAAACUUAUUUUAAAUGAUGCGUAGUACUGCUCCCAUAAGAUAUAAUAUGGAUCUUAUCUGUUCUAGCACCAGAAAUGAAUUGAGGUACUAAACCACCAGCAACGUGCUUGCUAGUUUUUCCUGAUUAUUCCUCCAUUAUUGCUCAUGCCUCACUGUUCAGAAUACAACUUCCCCAUCAAAACACUUCGCAUAAAAUAUGCAGUAAUGGGAAGGUUGCCUUUUGUUGUAUAAUAAAAGGAAAAUUGUCUCCCCCCCCCCCCCAAAAAAAAAAAAAAAAAGCUCAAGAGUAUUUUGGAGAAUUAUUUUCUAGGGGGAAAAAGUCCAUGUAGGAAUAUGUUUGAUUCACCAUGCUGUAAACACUCUCUAAGUUUUGAAAUAUAAUAUUUUAGAUAUGCUUAUCCAGGGCUCAAUAGCCUUUCUUAAGUUAAGGCAGUCCAAAUCACCUGCAAUACAGAUAAUCUUCAACUUAUGAGCACAAGUUGGACCAAAAUUUUCACUGCUAAGCAAGAUGGUGGUUAAGUAAGUUGCACCUGAUUUCUCAACCUUUUUUGCCACAGUUAAGCAAAUC
Notechis scutatus (mainland tiger snake) is the source of this 2434-nucleotide messenger RNA. The record is from RefSeq and is a predicted model, not a curated record. NCBI's taxonomy places the organism in Eukaryota, Metazoa, Chordata, Lepidosauria, Squamata, Elapidae.